Messenger RNA from Tetrahymena thermophila SB210, 741 nucleotides. Its product is annotated as zinc finger, C3HC4 type (RING finger) protein. NCBI's taxonomy places the organism in Eukaryota, Ciliophora, Oligohymenophorea, Hymenostomatida, Tetrahymenidae. The record is from RefSeq and is a predicted model, not a curated record. The transcript is spliced from 4 exons.
AUGAAAUUAAUAGAUCUACCUUCAAUCUAGAAAAUUAGAAGCGAAAUAAAUAGUGCAAGACUUGAGUAAAUGCAAUAAAAAGAAGAUAUUUCAGAGCAAUCUACAGCGAAGGGAGAAAAGCAGAAAUCGAAUAGAUAAUAAAUUCACUAAUUUAGAAAACAUGAAUGUAAUUUAUAUCUGAAAUCAUGCUAGAGUUCAUUUAGAGAAAAAGAAACUGAAAAAGAAAUAAUUUCUUCUUUGACUAACUAAAAAUCUAUAGAAUGCAUAUAAAUAGAAAAUAUUUAACCUCCAAAUUAUGAGCAGACAACUUGUUAAAAUUAAGAUUAAUAAAAUAUAAUUUCUGUUGAAAAUGCUAAUUAGUAAGCUGAUAAAAAAAUUACUGAAGAAUAAUAAAACCCCAAUAAUUAAGAACAAAAAACAGAAAUUAAAUAAGAAAGUAAUAAAACAAGUACUCCUUAAAAUCAAUAAAUUAAAGAAGAAGAGGAAUAAAAUUGCUUAAUUUGUUUUUAAAAUAGUCAAGACUCCGUUUUUAUGAACUGUGGACAUGGAGGAAUAUGCUAUGAUUGCAGUUUGGAUAUAUGGAAAAUAACAGGGGAAUGCUAUUUAUGCAGAGAAAAAAUUAAGUAAAUCUUGUAAAUUGAUCUUUAAUACAAGAAGCAAAAGAAUUUAGUUAAAAUUCUCUACAUCACUGAGCUAACAGAAGAGAGCGAAUCUGAAUCGGAUAGCGAAUAAAGCGACUGA